Orycteropus afer afer is the source of this 12473-nucleotide messenger RNA. RefSeq names its product dynein axonemal heavy chain 6 (gene DNAH6). Lineage: Eukaryota; Metazoa; Chordata; Mammalia; Tubulidentata; Orycteropodidae. Gene Ontology annotation, molecular function: minus-end-directed microtubule motor activity; ATP binding; dynein intermediate chain binding. The record is from RefSeq and is a predicted model, not a curated record. Gene Ontology annotation, biological process: microtubule-based movement. Gene Ontology annotation, cellular component: dynein complex.
AUGGCUUUUCAGGCCACAGACAGUGACCUCGACCUGAGAAGUACUGAAGAACAGGUAGAAACUGCUAUGCAUACAAGACUGAGUAGUUUAAGAACAAAGGGAAGGCUAAGUAUCAUAGCCCCCAUAGAAAAGGCAUCCGAUAUGCAGGUCCUGACAUUUAGACAUGUUACAAAAGCUCAGGAGAAGACAAGAAAACGACAGCAGCGGAUAAAACUGGAACCCCUGCCAGUGCUAAAAGUCUACCAAGAUCAUAAGCAGCCAGAAUAUAUACAUGAGCAGAACCGAUUUCGGUUAAUUGCUUCUGGAAUCCUAAAACCUCCAUCAAUCACUGGAGAAAGAAGUUCUGUUGAAUCUGAAUCAUUUGCUCAGUUUCUUGAGUAUCAAGAUGCUGUGAAGAAAAAGCAGCAACCCUCUGUUGAAAUGUUUUCUCCCUCUCCGCCUAAACUGCCACGUACCAGUCUUGGAAAAAGAGGUCUCCACCAGACUAGCUCUUCAGUUUACCCUGAGUAUGUUUUCCAUGACUGGGAGGAGGUCAUAAAAGCUGACAUCCGUGAUCCCUUGCAAAUUAUUAAAAUAGUGCGUGAAAAUGAAAAUCUUGGAUUUCUUUAUAUGAUCCCUGCUGUGGCAAGGUCUUCCAUUGAAUACGACACCUAUAACCUCAAAAUUGUAAGUUAUGAGAACCUCAACAAAAAUGACUACUAUACUAUUAGCCAAAAGGCAGUAACACACAUUUAUAAUGAAGACAUUGAAUAUAUCGAACUUAAUCGAUGGGAACAAGAAUAUCUGUAUCACAGAGAACUCACGAAGAUUCCCAUAUUUUCACUUUUCCGGAAAUGGAAAGCUUUUAAUGUAUGGAAGAAAAAUGUCCGCUCCAAGAAAAUUACUGGAUGUCGAAAUUCUCUACAAAAAAAUUUGUUCAUUGUUAAUCCUUAUUUGCGACCAGCUCUUCUUAAAAUAAAUGAAUUGUGUUAUCAGUUGAGUUACAUGGGACUUUGUCAUAUUGAAAAAGGACAUACGUACACCCUGCAGGAAUUUAAGGCUGUACAAGUCAUACAGCUACAGGAGGUAACAGACCACCUAGAUGAAUUUCGAAGUGAGGCAAAAGAUGUGGUCAGGAAGGCUUGUCGAAUUGCUCUGCGUGCUGUAGGAUUUAUUCCUGAUGACUGUUCAUAUGAACCUAAUACAGAUUAUUUUAGACUAACAAGAAGUUCGGUUUUCAUUGAUACGCCAUUUGACUUCCCCACUUAUGGAGACUCUGAGAAAAUGACAUAUACAGAACAGGCCAGCAAAAGGCAUCAUUGCAUGAGGCUAACAUGCUUUAUUCGUCUAAAUGACUAUCUAAUUGAGAACACAAUGCAUGUCCUAACGGUAAAUUCUGUUAACUCUCUUUUGAAUUAUCUCACUGACAAAUUAAAACGAACACCAUCAGUAGAUGUCAUUCAGCAAUGGGUUACUGAAGAGAAGCCUGAAGUCACUGACAAAAAGGCACCCCCUUUGUUGGAGAAGCAAGAAGAAGAUGAAUCUCUCAUUCCCAUGUUCCUCACAGAACUGAUUUUGACAGUCCAGUCACUGCUUUUUGAGCCUUCUUUGCAAGACUUUCUGGAUGUGAUUUCAGGUACAAUUAAUCAGUUUCAAAACACUGUGUUAUCAGUUUCUAAUCUCGUGCCUGAUCCAUAUUUUGAUGCUUUCACCAGUCCUUACAUUAACAACAAACUUGAAGAAAAAACCUGUGGUUUUGGACCAAGUUUAUCAGCAGUAUUUGAUGAUGAUAAGAAUUUUCAUACAAUUAUUUAUCAAAUAAAGGAAGCCAUUCAGGCAGCAUUUGAAUCUGCCCAAUUAUAUGCAGCUACUUUUGAAAAGUUCCAGAUAUUCUUUAAAGAAAAUGAAAGUCUUGAUUUGCAAGCUCUUAAACUUGCAGAACCUGAUGUUAAAUUCUUUAGUGAACAACUGGAAAAAUAUCACAGACAGCACAAGGAUUCAGUAGCUCUAAAGCCCACCAGAAAUGUAGGAUUGCUGCUCAUUGACACUAAGCUACUAAAAGAAAAACUCAUUCCAUCACCUUUGCGAUGCUUGGAGGUGCUAAAUUUUAUGCUUCCUCGUCAAAGCAAGAAGAAAGUAGAUGCCAUUAUCUCUGAAGCACAAGACGCAGAGUAUAAACUUGAAUUCAUCCCAACUACUACCAUAGAAUACGUUAAUAGCUUAGUGUUUCUUGAUGAAAUUCAGGAAAGGAUUGAAAGCCUUGAAGAUGAAGCUAAUACAGUGAUUCAAAUGUACAAACUUAUUGAGCAAUAUCAGGUCCCCACACCUCCUGAAGACUUUGCUGUUUUUGCAACUCUGAAACCAUCCAUUAUUGCUGUUCGCAACGCCAUUGAUAAAUCGGUGGGUGAUAGAGAUACAAGCAUCAAGCAAUUUUGUCUGCAUUUGGGUAGAGAUCUUGAAGAGCUAAACAAUGAAGUAAAUGAAAUAAAGAUGCAAGCACAGGAUCCACAGAUUCUGGAUAUUGGUGCUGACCAAUCCAAGAUAAAGGUCAUGUUGAACGAUCUGCAAUUAGUUUUAGAUGAUCUUCAGAAACGUGCAUUUCAAUACAAAUCUUAUCAGAAGAACUUUAAGUCCAAAUUUGACUGCCUGGAUCCAGAAAUGCUAAAUGCCCAGGUUACUAAAUAUGCCAAAUUUGUGGCUCAGUUGGAAAAAGGCUUGCCACCCAACAAUGUAGUGCCCCAGCUCAAAAAUAAGGUGGAAAAAAUGAAAGAAAAGCUUCCAGUUAUCAUUGACUUGAGGAACCCAACUUUGAAGGCUAGACAUUGGGCAGCUAUUGAACAAACAGUUGAUGCCACCCUAGUGGACCUUGAAAUGCCACUAACCUUAGAGAAGCUCUCAGAGUUGCAUGUUUUUGACUUUGGCCAAGAAAUUCAGGACAUUUCUGGACAGGCUUCUGGAGAAGCUUCCUUAGAAAUAAUUCUUAAGAAGGUGGAGGAUUCUUGGAAAACAACUGAAUUUGUCAUUCUGCCUCACCGUGACUCCAAAGACGUAUUUAUCCUCGGUGGCACAGAUGACAUACAGGUGCUUCUUGAUGACAGCACCAUCAACAUUGCAACCAUUGCCUCAUCACGUUACAUUGGUCCACUUAAAUCACGAGUGGAUGAGUGGCAGAAACAGCUUGCUUUAUUUAAUCAAACACUGGAAGAAUGGCUAAACUGUCAGAGAAACUGGCUCUACCUAGAAAGCAUUUUUAAUGCUCCAGAUAUUCAGAGGCAGCUGCCUGCAGAAGCCAAGAUGUUCCUUCAGGUGGAUAAGUCAUGGAAAGAAAUCAUGAGGAAGGUGAACCGGCUGCCUAAUGCUCUUCGAGCGGCUACUCAACCAGUCAGCACAAAGACUAAAAGAAACCUUGGACAAUUUUACUUCUUGUCAAAUGAUGAACUUCUGGAAAUUUUGGCACAGACACGAAAUCCCCAAGCAGUGCAGCCACACUUAAGAAAAUGCUUUGACUCCAUUUCAAAGCUCGAAUUUGCUCUUAUGCUUCCCGUGGAAGGAAAAAUUCCUGGCAUUGAAGGAGAACCGGAAAAGGUUUAUACUAAUGAUAUUUUAGCAAUGCUAUCACCAGAGGGAGAAAGGGUUGGUUUGGGAAAAGGCCUCAAGGCCAGAGGCAAUGUGGAAGAUUGGCUUGGUAAAGUGGAAGAAGCCAUGUUUUCAUCUUUGCGUCGCCUGUGCAAAGCUGCCAUUGCUGACUACCAGGGAAAACUGAGGACAGACUGGGUGAUUGCUGGCCACCCUUCUCAAGUGAUCCUGACCAUUUCUCAAAUCAUGUGGUGUCGUGAUUUGACUGAGUGUUUAGAAACAGAUGAUGGUAAUCGUCAAGAAGGCCUGGAAGCUUUUGAAAAAGUAAACUUUGAGAGAUUAAAUGCUCUGGCUGCAUUAGUUCGAGGUAGUCUUCCUAAAUUACACAGAAACAUCAUAACUGCCUUAAUUACUAUUGACGUACAUGCAAGAGACAUUGUCACUGAACUUGUUGAAGCCAAGAUAGACGGAGUUGAAUCCUUUGACUGGCAGAGACAACUGCGCUAUUACUGGGAUGUAGACCUGGAUAAUUGUGUGGCUCAAAUGGCACUUUCACAGUAUACAUAUGGUUAUGAAUAUUUAGGUGCAUGCCCAAGAUUAGUUAUUACUCCUCUUACGGAUCGCUGCUACCUUUGCCUCAUGGGAGCUUUGCAACUCGACCUGGGGGGUGCCCCAGCUGGUCCUGCUGGCACUGGGAAAACUGAGACUACUAAGGACCUAGCAAAAGCUCUCGCCAUCCAGUGUGUGGUCUUCAACUGUUCUGAUGGUUUAGACUACAAGAUGAUGGGGCGUUUCUUCAGUGGUUUGGCACAAUCAGGGGCCUGGUGCUGCUUUGAUGAAUUUAAUCGAAUUGACAUAGAAGUGUUGUCAGUCAUUGCACAGCAACUCAUUACCAUUAGGAAUGCCAAAGCUGCAAAGCUUUCUAGAUUCAUGUUUGAGGGACGGGAAAUAAAGCUGAUUAUGACUUGUGCAGCCUUCAUCACAAUGAAUCCUGGAUAUGCAGGAAGAACUGAACUGCCAGAUAAUCUCAAAGCUUUGUUCAGACCAUUUGCAAUGAUGGUUCCGAAUUAUGCUUUGAUUGCAGAGGUAAUUCUGUAUUCUGAAGGAUUUGAGUCCAGUAAAAUACUGGCAAGAAAGAUGACUCAGAUGUAUAAACUUUGCAGUGAGCAGCUCUCUCAGCAGGAUCACUAUGACUUUGGCAUGAGAGCUGUGAAGUCUGUAUUGGUCAUGGCUGGGUCUUUAAAAAGAGAGAACCCAAACCUAAGUGAAGAUGUAGUAUUGAUAAGAGCUUUACGAGAUUCCAACUUGCCAAAAUUCCUUACAGAUGAUGCUGUUCUGUUCAGUGGAAUCAUAUCAGACCUUUUUCCUGGAGUCCAAAUUCCGGAGCAUGAUUAUGGUAUUUUGCAGUCAACAAUCAUAGAUGUCAUGACUAGACAAAAUCUUCAACCUGAGAUAUGUAUGGUUAAAAAAGUGAUACAGUUCUAUGAAACAAUGUUAGUAAGACAUGGCGUUAUGCUAGUCGGACCAACAGGAGGUGGUAAGACCACAGUUUACCAAAUACUAGCAGAAACCUUAGGGAAUUUGCAAAAACUUGGUAUAGACAAUCCCUUUUACCAACCAGUUAAAACGUAUGUUCUUAAUCCUAAAUCAAUUACAAUGGGUGAAUUAUAUGGGGAAGUUAAUUCCGUAACCUUGGAAUGGAAAGAUGGUUUGAUGGCACUAAGUGUCCGAGCAGCUGUGAAUGAUACUUCAGAAGACCAUAAAUGGAUCAUCAGUGAUGGACCAGUUGAUGCUCUUUGGAUUGAAAAUAUGAAUACAGUGUUGGAUGAUAACAAGAUGCUUUGCCUUGCUAACAGUGAGAGAAUUAAACUCACACCUCAAAUCCACAUGCUUUUUGAGGUGCAAGAUCUUAAGGUUGCUUCCCCUGCAACAGUCAGUCGAUGUGGAAUGGUGUUUGUUGAUCCUGAAGAACUGAAAUGGAUGCCAUAUGUUCAAACUUGGAUGAAGAGUAUUUCUAAAAGACUGAAUGAAGAAACCCAGGAAUAUAUAUUAAACCUUUUCCAACGUUAUGUUGACGAUGGUUUAAAUUUUAUUAAUAAAAAGUGCAGCCAAGCAAUUCCACAAGUGAACAUCAGCAAAGUUACUACACUCUGUUGCUUAUUGGAGUCUUUGAUACUUGGAAAAGAUGGUCUUAACUUAACAAUGGAACAAACAAAACUGAACACUGUCAUAUGUCAAACUUUUGUAUUCUGUUAUUUAUGGUCUCUGGGUGGAAAUUUAACUGAAAAUUACUGGGAUUCUUUUGAUACAUUUAUUAGGACACAAUUUGAUGACAAUCCUGAUGCCAGGCUUCCCAGUUCUGGUGAUCUGUGGAGCAUUCACAUGGACUUUGAAAUCAAACGGCUGGAUCCCUGGGAACGAAUCAUACCAUCCUUCAAGUACAGCCGAGAUGUUCCAUUUUUUGAAAUGCUUGUCCCCACAACUGAUACAGUGCGCUUUGGGUAUCUAAUGGAAAAACUACUAGCGGUCAAGCAUUCAGUGCUGUUUACUGGAAUAACUGGAGUCGGCAAGUCUGUUAUUGCAAAAGGAUUGCUAAAUAAAAUUCAAGAAUCAUCUGGCUAUGUUCCUGUUUAUCUAAAUUUUUCUGCUCAAACUUCAUCUGCAAGGACACAAGAGAUCAUUGAGUCAAAACUGGAACGGAAAAGAAAAAAUAUUCUAGGAGCACCAGGAAACAAACGAGUUGUGAUUUUUGUUGAUGAUUUAAAUAUGCCCAGACUGGAUCGCUAUGGCUCUCAGCCUCCCAUUGAAUUGCUUCGACAGUACCAAGAUUUUGGUGGAUUUUAUGACAGAAACAAACUCUUUUGGAAAGAAAUACAGGAUGUAACGAUUGUAUCAGCAUGUGCUCCUCCAGGUGGUGGCCGCAACCCUGUGACCCCUCGCUUCAUGAGACACUUCAGCAUGUUGUGCCUCCCAAUGCCCUCUGAGCACAGUCUGAAACAGAUUUUUCAGGCUAUUUUAAAUGGUUUCCUGAAUGAAUUCACACCAGCUGUAAGGCAAACUGCAUCAAACAUUGUCGAAGCUGCAGUUGAGAUUUAUAACAGAAUGAGUGUUGACCUUCUCCCAACACCAACCAAGUCCCAUUAUGUCUUUAAUUUGAGGGAUUUAUCUAAAUGUGUGCAAGGUAUCCUCCAGUGUGAUCCAGGAACAGUAAGAGAAGAAAUACAGAUAUUUAGACUCUUUUGCCAUGAAUGUCAAAGAGUCUUCCAUGAUCGUUUGAUUAAUAAUGAAGAUAAGCACUAUUUCCAUGUUAUUUUGACAGAAAUGGCCAACAAACAUUUUGGAAUUGCAAUUGACCUGGAAUAUUUUUUGAAUAGGCCCAUUAUAUUUGGAGAUUUUAUUAAGUUUGGAGCAGACAGGGGUGAUCGAAUUUAUGAUGAUAUGCCUGAUAUGGAGAAAAUUGCAAAUGUUCUACAGGACUAUCUUGAUGACUAUAACCUCACAAAUCCCAAAGAAGUAAAGUUGGUGUUCUUUCAGGAUGCUAUAGAACAUGUUUCAAGGAUUGCCCGGAUGAUUCGUCAGGAAAGAGGAAAUGCCCUACUUGUUGGAGUAGGAGGCACAGGAAAGCAAUCUCUUACAAGACUUGCAGCUCAUAUAUGUGGUUACAAAUGUUUGCAGAUUGAGCUGAGCCGGGGUUAUAACUAUGACAGUUUCCAUGAAGACCUCAGGAAAUUGUUCAAAAUGGCUGGUGUAGAUGACAAGAAUAUGGUUUUCCUUUUCACAGACACUCAGAUUGUGGUGGAGGAGUUCCUAGAAGAUAUCAAUAACAUCCUGAACUCGGGUGAAGUGCCUAAUUUAUUUGAAAAGGAUGAACUGGAGCAGGUUUUAGCUGCCACUAGACCAAAAGCAAAAGAAGUAGGAAUUUCUGAAGGGAACAGAGAUGAGGUGUUUCAGUACUUUAUCAGCAGAGUCCGUCAGAAGCUGCACAUUGUUCUCUGCAUGAGCCCUGUUGGGGAAGCCUUUCGAUCCCGAUGUCGGAUGUUUCCCUCCCUUGUGAACUGCUGCACCAUUGACUGGUUUGUCCAGUGGCCCAAAGAAGCACUUCUUUCUGUAUCAAAGACAUUUUUCUCAACUGUUGACCCUGGAAAUGCAGACCUGAGAGAAAAGCUUUCCCUCAUGUGCGUGAACGUUCACCUGAGUGUCUCCCAGAUGGCAGAGCGCUUUUACACAGAGCUCCGGAGGCGCUACUACACAACACCUACCUCCUACUUGGAACUGAUCAAUCUCUACCUGUCUAUGCUGAGUGAAAAGAAGAAACAGUUAGUUUUAGCACUAGAUCGGGUGAAGAAUGGUCUAACCAAGCUAUUAGAAACGAACGUACUGGUAGACAAAAUGAAAUUAGACCUUUCAGCUUUAGAACCUGUCCUUUUAACAAAAUCACAAGAUGUUGAAGCCCUGAUGGAUAAAUUGGCAGUGGAUCAAGAAAGUGCCGAUCAGGUCCGUCAAACUGUGCAAGAAGAAGAAGCGAUGGCAAAAGUGAAAGCUGAAGAAACCCAAGCCAUAGCUGAUGAUGCUCAAAGAGACCUUGAAGAAGCUCUACCUGCCCUUGAGGCUGCCAAUAAAGCACUGGACUCCUUAGAUAAAGCAGAUAUAUCUGAAAUCAGAGUUUUCACAAAGCCUCCAGAUUUGGUCAUGACAGUAAUGGAAGCAAUUUCCAUUCUCUUGAAUGCAAAGCCUGAUUGGCCAACCGCAAAGCAACUUCUUGGUGACUCUAACUUUCUAAGAAGACUUUUAGAAUAUGACAAGGAAAACAUAAAGCCUCAGAUAUUGACAAAGCUUCAAAAAUAUAUUAAUAAUCCUGAUUUUGUGCCUGAAAAAGUAGAGAAAGUGUCCAAAGCAUGUAAAUCCAUGUGUAUGUGGGUACGAGCAAUGGAUUUGUAUUCUCGAGUAGUCAAAGAAGUCGAACCAAAGAGACAAAAGCUUCGUGCUGCACAGGCUGAACUUGAUAUUACUAUGGCUACCCUGAAAGAAAAACAAGCAUUACUAAAACAAGUGGAAGAUCAAAUACAGGACUUACAAGAUGAAUAUGACAAAAGUGUGAAUGAAAAGGAAAGUCUGGCGAAGAACAUGUCCCUGACAAAAGCACGCCUCCUACGUGCUGGAAAGCUUACAGCGGCACUAGGAGAUGAGCAAGUUCGAUGGGAAGAAAGCAUCCAGAAAUUUGAGGAAGAGUUAUCCAAUAUCGUUGGGAAUGUAUUCAUAGCCGCGGCUUGUGUGGCCUAUUAUGGGGCAUUCACGGCCCAAUAUAGGCAACUGCUUAUAGAGUGUUGGAUCAAUGAUUGUCUGUCUCUGAACAUCCCAAUUGAUACUUCCUUCAGUCUCAUUAACAUCCUUGGAGAUCCCUAUGAAAUACGGCAGUGGAACACUGAUGGGCUGCCUCGUGACACAGUAUCAACAGAAAAUGGUAUUUUAGUAACUCAAGGACGACGGUGGCCUUUGAUGAUUGAUCCCCAAGAUCAAGCAAACCGCUGGAUAAGAAACAAGGAAAGCAAAAGUGGUUUAAAGAUCAUUAAACUUACAGACAGUCAUUUCCUACGUACACUUGAGAAUUCAAUCCGACUUGGUUUACCUGUCUUAUUAGAAGAGCUUAAAGAAACCUUGGAUCCAGCUCUAGAACCCAUUCUUUUGAAACAGACUUUCUUUAGUGGUGGACGACUUCUCAUUCGCCUUGGAGACUCAGACAUUGAUUAUGACAAAAACUUUAGGUUUUAUAUGACAACCAAAAUGCCAAAUCCCCACUAUCUGCCUGAGGUGUGCAUUAAAGUUACUGUCAUCAACUUCACUGUGACCAAAUCAGGUCUGGAGGAUCAGUUGUUAAGUGAUGUUGUGCGACUUGAAAAACCUGAGUUGGAAGAACAAAGAAUCAAGCUCAUUGUGAGGAUCAACACUGACAAGAACCAGCUGAAAUCUAUCGAGGAGAAAAUCCUAAGAAUGCUUUUUACAUCUGAAGGAAAUAUUCUAGACAAUGAAGAACUUAUUGACACGCUCCAGGAUUCAAAGAUCACUUCUGGUGCCAUUAAAACCAGGCUGAAAGAAGCAGAGUCCACUGAACAGAUGAUCAACAUUGCUCGUGAGAAGUACCGCCCAGUAGCCACUCAAGGCUCUGUCAUGUACUUUGUCAUUGCAAGCCUCUCAGAGAUAGAUCCCAUGUAUCAGUAUUCACUAAAAUAUUUCAAACAGUUGUUCAAUACAACAAUUGAAACUUCUAAAAAGUCAAGCAAUUUAGAGAAGCGCCUGCAAAUACUCCUGGAACAAACUCUCCUGACUGCUUAUGUCAAUAUUUCAAGAGGACUUUUUGAACAACAUAAACUCAUCUACAGCUUUAUGCUCUGUGUUGAAAUUAUGCGUCAGCAAGGAAGCCUAACUGAUGCUGAAUGGAAUUUCUUUCUCCGAGGUUCUGCAGGAUUAGAAAAGGAACGCCCUCCUAAGCCUGAAGCUCCCUGGCUACUUCCUGUCACAUGGUUUGCAUGCUGUGACCUAGAAGAAUCAUUUCCAGUUUUCAAGGGAAUUACACAAUAUCUAUUGUUACAUCCAAUUUACAUACGAUUAGGAUCUUUUGAGACUUUCAUUAAUCCACUGGACUGGGAAGGCUAUUAUCAGACAAAAUCAGAAGAGCAGGUCACGAUCCAGGAAAAGGGGCCCAUGAAACGAGACGUUUGGAGUCCAGAAUUGAGUUCUUUCCAUAAGCUAAUUCUUGUUAAAUGCUGUAAAGAAGAAAAGGUGGUUUUUGCUCUCACAGACUUUGUGAUACAAAACCUUGGAAAACGGUUUAUAGAGACACCACCUGUGGACCUGGCUACUCUGUAUCAAGACAUGUCCUACAAUACUCCCCUCAUAUUCGUCUUAAGCACAGGCUCAGAUCCCAUGGGCGCAUUUCAGAGGUUUGCCCGAGAAAGCGGGUAUUCAGAACGGGUGCAGUCAAUCUCACUGGGGCAAGGACAAGGACCCAUUGCUGAGAGAAUGAUUAAGGAUGCGAUGAAAACAGGAAACUGGGUAUUUUUGCAAAACUGCCAUCUUGCCGUUUCUUGGAUGUUGGCAAUGGAGGAACUGAUUAAAACCUUCACAGAUCCAACUGUUGUUAUCAAGGACACUUUUCGACUUUUUUUAAGUUCCAUGCCUAGUAACACAUUUCCUGUUACAGUUCUUCAAAAUUCUGUCAAGGUAACUAAUGAGCCUCCAAAAGGUUUACGUGCAAAUAUCAGACGAGCAUUUACCGAAAUGACACCUUCAUUUUUUGAAGAAAAUAUACUUGGAAGGAAAUGGAGGCAAAUAAUAUUUGGCAUUUGCUUCUUUCAUGCAAUUAUUCAGGAAAGAAAAAAGUUUGGCGCUCUUGGUUGGAAUAUCUGCUAUGAAUUUAAUGACAGUGACAGGGAAUGUGCUUUGCUAAACCUCAACCUUUACUGUCAAGAAGGAAAGAUCCCCUGGGAUGCCUUGAUUUACAUCACUGGUGAAAUUACAUAUGGUGGUAGAGUUACAGACACCUGGGAUCAAAGAUGCCUUCGUACUGUCUUGAAAAAAUUUUUUUCUCCUGAGACAUUAGAAGCUGAUUAUAAAUAUUCUGAAUCAGGCAUCUAUUUUGCACCCUUGGCUGACACCCUACAAGAGUUUAAGGACUACAUUGAAAAUCUGCCUCUAAUAGAUGACCCAGAAGUGUUUGGAAUGCAUGAAAAUGCCAACUUAGCUUUCCAGUACAAAGAGACCAACACUUUAAUCAACACCAUACUUGAAGUUCAGCCAAGGUCAUCUGCAGGUGGAGAGGGAAAAAGCAAUGAUGAAAUUGUCCAAGAACUUGUUGCUUCUGUCCAGACCAGAGUUCCAGAAAUCUUGGAAAUGGAGGGUGCUUCAGAAAGUCUUUUCACCAAGGAUCCUCAAGGACGCCUUAAUUCCUUGACCACUGUUCUUGGACAGGAAGUGGACCGAUUUAACAAUCUGCUGAAGUUAAUCCACAGUUCUCUAGAAACACUCAACAAAGCCAUUGCUGGGCUUGUGGUGAUGUCUGAAGAAAUGGAAAAGGUUUAUAACAGUUUCCUCAACAACCAGGUCCCUUCUCUGUGGUCCAACACAGCCUACCCUUCCCUGAAGCCUCUGGGAUCAUGGGUGAAAGACCUUAUUCUGAGGACUGCAUUUGUGGACUUGUGGCUCAAAAGAGGACAGCCGAAGUCCUUCUGGAUCUCUGGUUUCUUCUUUCCUCAAGGAUUUCUAACAGGAAUUCUUCAGAACCAUGCCCGGAAAUACAAUUUGCCUAUAGACGAGCUGAGCUUCAAGUACAACAUGAUUUCUACCUAUCGGGAUCAAGCUACAGUGAUAGAAGCUGCCAAGACCGUGCAGUUUGGACAAGAACUGCCCAUGGAUGUAGAGUUGCCCUCCCCUGAAGAUGGAGUUCUUGUUCAUGGGAUGUUCAUGGAUGCUUCUCGGUGGGACGAUAAGGAGAUGGUGAUAGAAGAUGCACUGCCUGGACAGAUGAAUCCCAUGCUGCCCAUGGUGCAUUUUGAACCUCAACAGAAUUAUGAGCCAAGCCCAACACUUUACCAUUCCCCACUUUAUAAAACAGGGGCCCGGGCAGGAACACUCUCAACCACAGGUCAUUCUACCAACUUUGUGGUAACUGUCCUCUUACCCUCCAAGCGGUCCAAAGACUACUGGAUUGCCAAGGGAUCGGCUUUGCUCUGUCAGCUCAGUGAGUGAAAGGACGCCCUCUCAGUCCUGAGAAAGAACCAGGCCAGAGAGCUCACCUAAUGGGGAAAAGGUCUGCAUAACUUGUAUGUGAGCAAAACAAGUUGUUACUUACGAUUUGAUUUAAAGGGUGGUACAAUGGCUUUUAUUUCACAUAUAACCUACAAUAAAGUAUUUUUCUUUCUGUU